Theobroma cacao (cacao) is the source of this 1796-nucleotide messenger RNA. RefSeq names its product zinc ion binding protein. Gene Ontology annotation, biological process: DNA repair. The record is from RefSeq and is a predicted model, not a curated record. NCBI's taxonomy places the organism in Eukaryota, Viridiplantae, Streptophyta, Magnoliopsida, Malvales, Malvaceae. Gene Ontology annotation, molecular function: metallopeptidase activity. Gene Ontology annotation, cellular component: nucleus.
ACAAGUCAUAUCCCUGCAUCCCAAACAGAGCCUUUUCUUUCCAGGCUGGUAAUAACGAUUCAAAAUCCCGCCACCUGUAAGCACAAAAACAAAAAUAAACAAAAAAACCCACAUUCUUCCCCAAAGUUCUUACCUUUUUGAGAAAUCAAGGGUUUUUAUUGAAAUUAAGGUUCUGAUUUAGCCCAAGAUUAGGUGAAAAGGAAAAUGAACUUGGGGGAUUUACACAAGGUUUGGGAAAUCAAAGCAUUGAAAAGGAAACCAGGAGAAGAAGAAGCCAAAAAGAUCUUGGAGAAAAUCGCCAAACAGGUUCAACCCAUUAUGCGUAAGCACAAAUGGAGAGUCAAGCUCCUCUCAGAAUUCUGCCCGAAUAAUCCGGCUCUGUUAGGGUUGAAUGUGGGAGGUGGAGUGCACGUGAAGUUAAGGCUGCGGAGACCUAACCGGGAUUGGGAUUUUUAUCCCUUUGAUCAAGUUCUUGAUACAAUGCUUCAUGAGCUUUGCCACAAUGCCCAUGGUCCUCAUAAUGCUAGUUUUUACAAGCUUUGGGAUGAACUUAGAAAGGAAUGUGAGGAGCUCCUGGCAAAAGGGAUAACUGGCACAGGAGAGGGGUUUGAUCUUCCUGGGAGGCGCUUGGGUGGAUUUUCCCGACAAGCUCCACUUUCAUCUCUUCGCCAAACUGCAUUAACUGCAGCAGAAAACAGAGCACGCUUGGGGUCUCUAUUACCUUCUGGACCUAAACGUCUUGGUGGUGACAGCACCAUUAUGGAUGCACUUAGUCCAAUACAAGCAGCUGCAAUGGCUGCAGAAAGGAGAUUGCAAGAUGAUAUCUGGUGUGGUUCUCAUUGCUCUGAGGUUGCUGGGGAUGAAGAAAAUAGUGCUGAUACUCGGCAGGAUCAUUUGGACAUGGAGCAAAGAGCAGAGAGCUUGAGGGUCAAAGAUGUUUCUAGUGGACAUGCUUUGGGUGGAAACUCUGGUAAACGAAGUCUUGAACCAGAUAAAAGUUUUCAAUCCAUGAACGACCAUUUAAAAUCGAGUUUUGUGGAUUUAACUACAGAUGCUCCAGUACUUGGAUCUUUUAUCAAUUGUGCUGCCAGAUCUCCUAAAUCUCCUAAAAGAAGUUGUAAAUCUAAUAACCUUAUACCUACCCAUUCUAGUUCAAGUGCCUCUUCUUCUGUGCCCAAGCUUAAUGAUGAUUCUUCUGAAAGUCAAGGAAUAACUGCUAUGUGGGAGUGUGAAUCAUGCACUUUAUUGAACCCGCCAUUAGCCCCAAUAUGUGAGCUUUGCUGCACAGAAAAGCCCAGAGACAUUGGUACCAAGUACAAAUUUUGGUCCUGCAAGUUUUGUACAUUGGAAAACAGUGUGAAAUUGGAUAAAUGCUCAGCAUGUGAUCAGUGGAGAUAUUCACAUGGCCCUCCAGUAUCGACUCGAGCACCCAAUGUUGGCACAUGAGAACUAAUGUCUCCAUGUCCAUGUUUCAUCCCAUCCAAGUCAGUAGAUCUUCCUUGGUGAAAUUUUGUAAAAAUGCCUUCUUAGAAGCCAUAUGGAGCAUUUUCUGGUGUUGGUUGCUUCUUUUGUUGUUAUUACAAUUGAUGGUUGCUUGAAGCCAGCCCUAUUUUGAUUAUCUUUUGGAUGCUAUCAAAAUGUUGUACUGAUCCAUAUAAAGAGAAGAAGGGAGGGAGGGAGAGCAUUGUAAUCUGGCUAGAAGUUCCUAUUUUGGGGCCAAAUGAUACUUAUUUUUGUACCUUUUUCAAUGUAAAUACUAGCUCCAACUAUACAUUCUGAUAAAUUUUUUCCUCUUU